UUUCACACCCAUAGAGUGAAAGUGAUUGAGAUCUUCAGUGAAGCUCCUCUUACAACAAUCCACCAAUAAAUGCUGGAGUCAAACACACAGAGAAAUCACUCCAUGUGUGACAACUGAAAUCUUCAUGACAUAAUGUUGAUGCUGGUGAAAGAGGAGCUUGAGAAGAUGACAGAUCCACAACCAUGCAGAAUAAAGGAAGAAGAUACUGAGGAACAAAUAGAUAUGAUUGAAGUGAAAGAGGAGAGUCAAGCUGAAGUGGAUGAGAAACAUCAGAUUGUAAAAAUAAACCAUAAUGUUUCACAGAAAGAAACUCUGAAGACAGAAGACAUAAAGUGUGAAAAGAGUUUCAAUGAAGAUGAACGCCCUGCAGUUCACAAGAGGACUCACAGUGAGGAGAAACCUUUCACAUGUCAACAGUGUGGAAAGAGUUUUAGAAGAAAAGCUCACCUUAAAGAUCACAAGAGGACUCACAGUGAGAAGAAACCUUUCAAAUGUCACCAGUGUGGAAUGAGCUUUAACCGUAAAUCGAGCCUUACCCGGCACAUGAAAGCUCACAGGGGGGAAAAGCCACACGCCUGCCAGCAUUGUGACAAGAGUUUCCAAGAUACAAGUCAACUUAAGAUACACAUUAGAGUUCACACUGGAGAGAAACCUUACACGUGUCAUCUGUGUGGAAAGAGUUUCACAUUUCAAACAAGCCUUAACCAUCACAUGAAAACUUGCAGUGGGGAAAAGCCACACGCGUGCCAUCAUUGUGACAAGAGGUUCCAAUGUACAAGUGAACUUAAGAUACACAUGAGGUCUCACACUGGAGAGAAACCUUACACGUGCCAUCAGUGUGGAAAGAGUUUUACAACUGCAAGUGUCCUUAACAGACAUUUGAGAAUUCACACUGGAGUGAAACCUUACACAUGUCAACUAUGUGGAAAGAGUUUCAACUUUCAAGCGAGCCUUAACCUCCACAUAAAAUCUCACAGUGAGAAAAAGCUGCAUGCAUGCCAUCAUUGUGAAAAGAGCUUCCCAUAUGAAAGUCAACUUAAGAGACACAUGAGGUCUCACACUGGAGAGAAACCUUACACGUGUCAUCUGUGUGGAAAGAGUUUCACAUUUCAAACGAGCCUUAAACGGCACAUGAAAAUUCACAGUGACAAGAGAUUCCCAGAUACAAGUAAACUUAAGAUACACAUGAGGUCUCACACUGGAGAGAAACCACAUGUGUGCCAUCAGUGUGGAAAGAGUUAUACAACGGCAAGGGUCCUUAACAGACAUUUGAGAAUUCACACUGGAGUGAAACCUUACACAUGUCAACUAUGUGGAAAGAGUUUCAACUUUCAAGCGAGCCUUAACCUCCACAUGAAAACUCACAGUGAGAAAAAGCUGCACGCAUGCCAUCAUUGUGAAAAGAGUUUCCCAUAUGAAAGUCAACUUAAGAGACACAGGAGGUCUCACACUGGAGAGAAACCUUACACGUGUCAUCUGUGUGGAAAGAGUUUCACAUUUCAAACGAGCCUUAAACGGCACAUGAAAAUUCACAGUGACAAGAGAUUCCCAGAUACAAGUAAACUUAAGAUACACAUGAGGUCUCACACUGGAGAGAAACCACAUGUGUGCCAUCAGUGUGGAAAGAGUUAUACAAUUGCAAGUGUCCUUAACAGACAUUUGAGAAUUCACACUGGAGUGAAACCUUACACAUGUCAACUAUGUGGAAAGAGUUUCAACUUUCAAGCGAGCCUUAACCUCCACAUGAAAACUCACAGUGAGAAAAAGCUGCACGCAUGCCAUCAUUGUGAAAAGAGUUUCCCAUAUGAAAGUCAACUUAAGAGACACAGGAGGUCUCACACUGGAGAGAAACCUUACAGAUGCCAUGAGUGUGAAAAAGGUUUCAGAAGUAAAGGCAACCUUACGACACACAUGGCAAUUCACAUGGAAGAGAAACCUCACACAUGUCUUCAGUGUGGAAAGAGUUUCAGUUUGGAGUAUCACCUUAAGAGACACAUGAUGAUUCACAGUGAAAAGAAACCUCAUGCAUGUCUCCAGUGUGAAAAGAGUUUCCCAUAUGAAAGUCAACUUAAGAGACACAUGAUGAUUCACACUGGAGAGAAACCACAUGUGUGCCAUCACUGUGGAAAGAGUUUUACAACUGCAAGUGUCCAUAAAAGACAUUUGAGAAUUCACACUGGAGAGAAACCUUACACUUGUCAACUAUGAAAAUUCUUGUGAAACGUCAUCAGUCACGGCUCAAGUACUGUUCCAAUUCCAAGUUUGCAUCAAGUCAAGUUCACAUAACAUCUCAGGAUGUGUUCUUGAUCUGCUCAUUUAAUUGAGGAUGCAUCAGCAGGUGACUUGUGUGGACUUAUCACAGCCAAGUUUCUCAGAAUGCAUUUUGUGUCAACGGCAAUGAAGCUUAAAACCGGCACAAUAUUUGAAAUAUUACUCUUUCUGUGUCAUACAAUACAGCCGUUUAGUCAAGAAUAUAGCUGAAUAAACUUUAAAUCUCUGGGUCGGUUUCCUCUGACAAUUUUGGAUAUGUGAGUUCAAGUUAAUCAGCGGGUGGUCAGUGCCGUGUACACCGCCAAGGGCAGCCUUUUUUUGGCAAGUCGUUUUGAAAUUUCCUGCUGGCUCAGUGCAGCUGCUCUGCCCUUCGGUGUCUGAUGGUCAAACACGAAAUAUUUCCUUUGGAUAUAUAUCUGGCAUUUUUCUGUCUCUUUAUUAUUCAUAUGAAGUCUGUUAUUUGUUAUUAUCGUUUUAACUGAUGUUAAAUUUAAGUUUCAUAACUUAAAUCACAUAUAUUUUCUAUAGAAUCUUAACACUAGAUCACUGCCUUUAUACUUUAACUAGAU
This is a messenger RNA of Paramisgurnus dabryanus, 2840 nucleotides long. RefSeq lists its product as uncharacterized. The record is from RefSeq and is a predicted model, not a curated record. Lineage: Eukaryota; Metazoa; Chordata; Actinopteri; Cypriniformes; Cobitidae. Gene Ontology annotation, molecular function: RNA polymerase II cis-regulatory region sequence-specific DNA binding; DNA-binding transcription factor activity, RNA polymerase II-specific. Gene Ontology annotation, biological process: regulation of DNA-templated transcription.